This is a messenger RNA of Syzygium oleosum, 2117 nucleotides long. Its product is annotated as probable galacturonosyltransferase-like 7. The record is from RefSeq and is a predicted model, not a curated record. NCBI's taxonomy places the organism in Eukaryota, Viridiplantae, Streptophyta, Magnoliopsida, Myrtales, Myrtaceae. Gene Ontology annotation, cellular component: Golgi apparatus. The transcript has a single exon. Bases 629 to 1735 code for a protein of 368 amino acids. Gene Ontology annotation, molecular function: glycosyltransferase activity.
AAUCGCUGGAAAAAAAGGAAAAAAAAAACAAGAGAGAGAAAGUGUGAGGGAGAGAGAGAAAAACAAAACUUCGUCCCUUCUCUCUCCGCCUCUCUGUCCCUCACCACCACCGAGCGAGUCGAGUCUCUCUCUCCACUACUGUCCUCUGCCCACAGGUAGAGAGAGAAAGGGUUAGAGAGAGAGAGAGAGAGAGUGUAUGGGGGGCGAGCGAGCAUUGUGAGGGGGGCCUCCGCGCAGUCGCCGCCGUGAUGGAUUCCGUUCCGCCGCGGGGCCUCAUCCCCCACGCGCCGCUUCCGGGUCGCUUCGUUCGCACGGCAGCAAUGGUGGAAUCGCGAGCGCCUCGGGUUUGAUCGUGCGGCGAGCGGAAGCAAGAGACUGAUUCUUCUUCUUCUCCUUCCUCCUCCUUCUCUCGCUCCUCGCUCCCGAUUCGAUUUGGAUUCGGCAUUUUAGGUUUUUCUUCUUCCUUCCUUCCUUCCUUCCUACGUUCCCUUGCGCGUUCCUGCUCAGAGCUCUGGCGGACCUUAAGGCGACCCUAUCCUUCCUGCGCUCGUCCCUGUCGUCGAUUCUGGCCGAUCGGUUCGAUUUCAAGUCGAAGAAGAGGAAGCGGCGGGGGAUUUUCACCGCCAAGAUGAUGUGGAUUCUGCGGUUCUCCGGCUUCUUCUCCGCCGCGAUGGUCAUGGUCGUCCUCUCCCCUUCCUUCCAGUCGUUCCCGCCCGCCGUCGCCACCCGCUCCUCCCGCAUCGACGGCGGCCUCCAGUUCCCGGCGGACGGCGGCGCCGCCCCCGGCUCGCCCGAGCGGUUCUCGUUCCGGAGAGCCUCCGCAUUCCGCAAUGCCGAUGAAUGCAGCCCCGCCGACGGCUCGGUGUUGGGUGGAACCAGCGUCUGCGAUCCUAACCUGGUCCACGUCGCGAUUACUCUCGAUCUGGAGUACCUGCGCGGGUCAAUCGCGGCCGUGCAUUCGAUUCUGCAGCACUCCAAGUGUCCGGAGAGCAUUUUCUUCCACUUCCUGGUGUCGGAGACCAGCCUCGAAACCCUAGUGCGGUCCACCUUCCCUCAGUUGAAGUUCAAAGUGUAUUACUUCGAUCCGGAGAUCGUGCGAGACUUGAUCUCGACCUCGGUGAGGCAAGCGCUCGAGCAGCCUCUCAAUUACGCGAGGAAUUACUUGGCUGAUCUGCUCGAGCCCUGCGUCAGCAGGGUGAUUUACUUGGAUUCUGAUUUGGUCGUUGUGGACGACAUCGCGAAGCUGUGGUCAACCAGCCUCGGCUCGAGGACGAUCGGCGCGCCGGAGUACUGCCACGCGAACUUCACCAAGUACUUCACCGAGGGCUUCUGGUCGAACUCGCGCCUCGCCGGCGCGUUCGCCGGCCGGACGCCGUGCUACUUCAACACGGGGGUGAUGGUGAUAGACCUGACCAAGUGGAGGCGCGUGGGGUACACGAGGAGGAUCGAGCGGUGGAUGGAGAUCCAGAAGCGGGACCGCAUCUAUGAGCUCGGCUCGCUGCCGCCGUUCCUCCUGGUGUUCGCUGGCCACGUGGCGCCGAUCGAGCACCGGUGGAACCAGCACGGGUUAGGUGGUGACAACGUCAGGGGCAGCUGUCGGGACCUGCAUCCCGGCCCGGUCAGCCUCCUGCAUUGGUCCGGCUCCGGCAAGCCGUGGCUCCGGCUCGACUCGAGGCAGGCGUGCCCGUUGGACUCGCUCUGGGCACCCUACGACUUGUACGGGCACUCGCCCUGAUCGAGAAAAAUCUGGGCGACCCAGAAGCACACGACAGCGGUGCACCUGGUAGGCGGGGGCCUGACAUUACCGGGUAAAUCGAAAUCACCAUGCGAAGGGCUACUGCUACUGUUAGGUCCCUUGUUUUGUCCUUAAUCAUGCGGUUGCGAUCGGCGGUUCUCUUUCUUUCCGAUUUUUUGUUCUUUUACUUUGUUGUUUCCUCCCCUUCAUUUGUUGGUAAUUUUUUGGUGUAUGUUUAAUUGUGCUUUCGGGGCUACAGAAUUUUUAGUUAGACUUUCCUGGACUUCACAUUGUUGUUAAUGGAUCUCUCUGGCCACUUGUAUUCGAUUCUCUCAUUACCGUUCUGGAAAUAAAAGCGAAGACGAGAAAGAUAUUCAUGUUG